Molecule: messenger RNA, 1090 nt
Organism: Harpegnathos saltator (Jerdon's jumping ant)
Lineage: Eukaryota; Metazoa; Arthropoda; Insecta; Hymenoptera; Formicidae
Product: methylosome protein 50
Exons: 5
Coding region: 27-1049 (340 amino acids)
Biological process (GO): oocyte axis specification
Cellular component (GO): methylosome
Molecular function (GO): protein binding
Source: RefSeq, a predicted model, not a curated record
UACACAUCGCGGUGUAAUAAGAAAUUAUGAUCGAAGAUUUGAACGAUUUGGAUAAUUUAGUGGAUAUUUCUAGAAAAAUGUUUAAAGAAGCAUUGCUAACGUCGCCUAAUUUUAAAAGUUAUCCGCAAUUUCUGCUGAUAGACUAUGAAUACAAAGCUCUUGUCGGUACUAUUAACAUGAGCAGUAUGACAUGGUCAGGUUCUAUCAAGUAUUACAAUGAUAUUACAGACUUCGGUAGUAAAAAUGCUACUAUAACAAAAGACACAUAUGAUGGCUGUGGAGAUGCUGUUUUUCUAGCAGAAGAUAAAUUUGUAAUCGUAGGGGAUAGGGGUGCCAUAGAAAUUUUUAAGAUAGCUCAAUCCACAAAUGAAUUUGAGACACCAGAGUUUCAAUCUUUGAAUUAUGCUUGUCACCACGAUGAUAGUGUUUAUACAGUAUCUGCAUUUUCUGAUAAAAAGAGUAUAAUCACAGGUGGCUUAGAUUGCUGUAUUAGGAUCUGGGAUGUGGAUAGUUUUAUUGCGACACAAACAUAUACUUUUGCACACACGGAUAAUGUCACUGCUACAGAUGUAAAACCUAUGUGUAAUUAUGUAUUUGCAUCUACUUCUUUUUCUGGUGAUACAUUAAUUUGGGACAUUAGACAAUCUAAACCAGGACUUUGCAUCCUUGAUAGGAAGGGAAAAUAUUAUUCGGUAUCUUGGAACCCUACUAUGGACCAGUUUGUUGCUGUAGGUGGAGAUGAUGGUACAAUUGCUUUAAUGGAUGUUAGACAACCGAAUGAGCCAUUAUUUGAGCCUUUUUUACACAACAGUGGCUUGUGGAAAGUAUUAUUUAAUCCAGAUCCAAUGAGGAAAGAACAGCUAGCUUGUUGCUUUGAUAGCACAUGUGUGAAAGUAUUAGAUGUCACUGAUGAUAUGAAUUUGAUCAUAGAGGAUAAUCAGCACACUGACUAUGUACGAGGACUGGCAUGGUAUAAAGAUAAUUUAUUCUCAUGUGGUUGGGAUGAUAAUGUAAUUAAACGUGUGGUACCACUUAGCAGUGAUAGAUAAUCCGAGUUAAUAAUAUUAAAGUGAUAUAUUGAUUAAAAUUA